Molecule: messenger RNA, 698 nt
Organism: Spirometra erinaceieuropaei
Lineage: Eukaryota; Metazoa; Platyhelminthes; Cestoda; Diphyllobothriidea; Diphyllobothriidae
Source: the annotation of a GenBank genome assembly
AUGCAUCCGCUGGUGAUUAGAGAGUUGGUCGUUCGCCUUUGUCAUCAGCACGACCUGCUGGUCCCGCCUCCGGACGAGGACAUAGUCCAACAGCUGUUAGCGUCGCGACCGAGGGUGCAUCCGGAUCUCAUCCUCCUCCGACAGAAGGCGGGAGAAUGUGUUAGUCAGAAUGAGGCCGGGUUCUGCGCAGGUACGUAGGAGGAUCAGGUCAUUGGAACCGUCGAGACCACGGGGACUCAUCAAUCCUCUCCAGGCAACAUGGUUUGUGUCGACGCUGGCGUUGAAGUGACACAGGACAACAAACUUAUCCGCCUUCGGCACAGUCGCCAGGAGGGCGUGCACGUCCUCGUGGAAUUUGUUUUUUGCCUUUGAUGGGCGUAGACGUCGACGAAUAUGCCGAAUUUGCCUCCCCGAUGAUGCGGGCGGAGGCUUAUCAAACGAUCGUUCAAGCCCUACUGCAGACAGGGCAGGGGUUCCACGAUAUCGUUCCGGGUGGCAAAGGUGACGCCCGCGUCUCGUCGGUCUGCCCUGGGGCGGCCGUUCCAGAAGAAGGUGUGGCCGGGACCCACCUCCUUCAUUUGGCCUUACUCGGAGAAUCGGGCCUCGCUAAAUGCGACACUAUCCACCACAUGUCACUCCAGUCCCCGUGGUACCAGCGUCGACCUCAGUUUCUGUCGGCAGUUCCUGAUAUUGUGUAA